Messenger RNA from Topomyia yanbarensis, 670 nucleotides. RefSeq names its product putative defense protein 3. Gene Ontology annotation, molecular function: oxidoreductase activity, acting on metal ions. Lineage: Eukaryota; Metazoa; Arthropoda; Insecta; Diptera; Culicidae. The record is from RefSeq and is a predicted model, not a curated record. Bases 75 to 572 code for a protein of 165 amino acids. The transcript has 2 exons.
UCGAACCGUUCAGUUCUCUCUUGGUGCAGUGUUCUCAAAGAGAAGGAAUCCGUGAAUCUAUAGGAUCCGGCAGCAUGAAAGGAUUACUGAUUGUGGCUUACGUUGGUCUGCUAGUUGCAGUGGUUAGUGGAUUCCCGGAUGGUGCUCCGGCCGAUACAUGCGUGAAGAGUCGGUUCAAUCAACCGAAUCACGGUGCCGCUAGGACGCAGGAUGCCAGUACCAGCCCAUUCCGAAUAACAGCCACUGGCAGCUCCUAUGGACCGGGCAGUCAGAUUCAGGUUGACGUUAACGGACAUGAUGUGUUUCGUGGCUUUUUCCUGCAGGCCCGGGAUGGUCAAACGAACGAAUGGAUCGGCGAGUGGGUUGAAUCCCCAAACACGAAAACCAUUCCGGAGUGUUCGGCGAUCACGCACGCCGACAACCGGGACAAGGAGCGAGCUAGCUUCGUGUGGAAUGCACCGAAAGACCGUCAGGGACAGGUCUACUUCACUGGCACCAUCGUGAAGAACUACGGUACAUUCUGGGCGAAUUUGAUAGCUGAAGCACCUGCAGCGGCGCGCCAUAUUGGCUAACCUGGAUUUUAAGAAUAAAAUUCACCAAUUUGAUUUACCACAUUAGGAGAUUAUGUUUGAUUUGUAAAUAAAUUCAAUUACUGAAUAGAUACUAGUUG